This is a messenger RNA of Brassica napus (rape), 2602 nucleotides long. RefSeq names its product phosphatidylinositol/phosphatidylcholine transfer protein SFH13-like. The record is from RefSeq and is a predicted model, not a curated record. Lineage: Eukaryota; Viridiplantae; Streptophyta; Magnoliopsida; Brassicales; Brassicaceae. The transcript has 15 exons. Bases 276 to 2192 code for a protein of 638 amino acids.
GAAGUAGAAGUAGAAGCAGCUGAAAGAAGAUGGUGUGGUUUCAUCUUAAGGUAAAUUUCAGAGCUUUCUUUAUUGGAGAGCCCUCCCCCUCCCUGUGGUGUUCUCUUGUCCGAGGGUGGGAUCUGUAUUGUCUUCAUUCCGCAUUGCUUCGAUUUCAAAUUAUCGAGUGUCUGUCGGAGAAGAAGACAAGUGUAGAUACGACUUCAAUGCUCCAGUGAGUGAAUAAGAGCGCAGAUCUGGAGAAGAACAUAAAAAGGUUUAGUCUUUUUCGUUUCAUGUUCACGGGGAAUCUCCGCUUUCGUGUUUAUGUUUUGUUUUGUUUUCCUCAAGAGCGAUACUCAUCUAACUCAAAUGCAUGUCCUCUGCAUCUACUAGAAGCCUCCUUCCUUCCCCUUUUUAAGUUAACUGAUAUGUCUGGCAUUGAAGAGUACGGUUCUCUCGACUUUGAUAUCUCUGAAGAAGAUGAAAGGCGCCGCUCUAAGAUCGGCAAUUUGAAGAAGAAGGCCAUUCACGCUUCAACCAAGUUCACUCAUUCCUUGAAGAAAAGAGGCAAAAGGAAAAUUGACUAUCGUUUUCCUCCAGUAGCCUCCAUUGAAGAUGUACGUGAUGAGAAAGAGGAGACCCUUGUGCUUGAGUUUCGCCGUCACCUUCUCCACAGAGACUUGUUACCUCCAAGACACGAUGACUACCAUACUCUUCUCAGAUUUUUGAAGGCAAGGGAUCUUAACAUUGAGAAAACCAUCCAGAUGUGGGAAGAGAUGCUUAGUUGGAGAAAAGAGUAUGGGACAGAUACCAUACUAGAGGAUUUUGAAUUCGAAGAGCUGGAAGAAGUUCUGCAAUACUAUCCUCAAGGCUAUCAUGGAGUUGACAAGGAAGGACGACCUGUCUACAUUGAAAGACUUGGGAAAGCUCAUCCCUCUAAGCUUAUGCGUAUCACCACCAUUGACAGAUAUCUAAAAUACCAUGUGCAAGAGUUUGAGAGAGCUCUUCUUGAGAAGUUCCCUGCAUGCUCGAUUGCAGCAAAGCGCCGUAUCUAUUCCUCCACUACAAUACUGGAUGUGCAAGGACUGGGCAUGAAGAAUUUUACAUCAGCAGGUGCAAGUCUUGUGGCUGCCAUGGCGAAGAUAGACAACAGCUACUACCCUGAGACGCUGCACAGAAUGUACAUUGUAAAUGCUGGAACAGGUUUCAAGAAGAUGCUUUGGCCUGCUGCUCAGAAGUUUCUUGAUGCAAAAACCAUCGCAAAGAUACAUGUGCUAGAACCCAAAUCUUUAUCCAAAUUACACGAAGUCAUUGAUUCAAGCCAAUUGCCAGACUUCCUAGGAGGUUCAUGCUCUUGCUUUGGCGACGGAGGGUGUCUUCGCUCUAAUAAAGGACCCUGGAAUGAUCCUGAAACAAUGAAGCUCAUCUACCGUGGAGAAUCAUCACUCUUUAGGCAGAUUACCAGGAAACUGAGUGACCCGCAGAAUUCUUCAUCCUACAUUAGUAUACAUCCAUCUAAGGCUAUGCAAGCUGAGAGUUCAGCAGCAGUAUCUAUAUUUUGUUCUGAUGUUCCUACUGGAAGAAUGUGCUCAGCCUCUGCUCAUGUGAAUUCAGCUUAUGAGGAAGCUAGGACGUCAGAUGUUAAUGGCUAUUAUAGUUGCGAUGACAAUUUUGCCAUACCUACUAACCGAAGAGGCCAAGAAACGCAAUCCCAUUAUCAAAUGCUCGAACUCGAUCUCAGUUUAAAGGGAACACUUGACAGCAUAAAACCUGAGAGCCUAGCCAAAAGGAUACUCUCCUUGUUGCUGAAACUAGCAGCAGUUUUCCGUUAUAUCCCGUUUGAGCUUUCGAGAAGGAAGCAUACCAUUACUCCCUCGAGUCCAACGGAAGAUGAGAGUAGGAGCACUCUCACCGCAAUUCCUAGGGAAACCACAAUGAAAGACCGGAUUGGCCCAUGUUUGGAGCGUAUUCAGAAACUUGAGAGAAAGUAUGAGGAAAUCAGGAACAAACCGGUUGAAAUCCCCGUCGAGAAGGAGAGAAUGCUGAUGGAUUCUCUAGACAGAAUCAAAUCGGUUGAGUUUGAUCUCGAGAAAACAAAGAGGUGGUGGUUGCAGGCUUUACACGCCACAGUGAUGAAGCAGAUGGAAAUAACUGAAAUGCUUGAAAGUAUACGAGAGUCCCAACUACACAGAAGAAGAUUGUUCUGUUAGGAAAAGCCGCCAUAAGAGAACAUCUUCUGCUGAGUUUUGCAUAAAUACAGCUCCAAACGUCUGCACAUACAAAGAGUGAGAGAGAACAGAUUCCAAGAAGAAGAAGAAGAAUCAUGUUAGUUGGUUUUUAUCUCCUUCCUCAUCUAACUUGGGUCACCACUUUUUUCGUUCUUUCUAAGUUCAAAAUAAAAGAAGCAGAUAGGGAGGGACAGAGAAAAUCGUAUGAUGGUGGAGAUCUUGUGGUUGAUAAUGUAGAUUUGACUUCAGAGUUGAGUAUAAUGAAAGCUGCUUUUGAAACCCUUGUGUUGUAAUCUAAUGUAGAGAAGAAAAAACAAAAAUAGUAUGAGAGAUUUUGUAAAAUCUUUUUCUCUAUAUUUGAUACACAUGAAAGAAAACUGUUAACACGACUA